Megalops cyprinoides (Indo-Pacific tarpon) is the source of this 972-nucleotide messenger RNA. Its product is annotated as SAM pointed domain-containing Ets transcription factor-like. The record is from RefSeq and is a predicted model, not a curated record. Gene Ontology annotation, molecular function: DNA-binding transcription factor activity, RNA polymerase II-specific; sequence-specific DNA binding. Lineage: Eukaryota; Metazoa; Chordata; Actinopteri; Elopiformes; Megalopidae. The transcript is spliced from 5 exons. Gene Ontology annotation, biological process: cell differentiation; regulation of transcription by RNA polymerase II. The coding region runs from base 1 to 972 and encodes 323 amino acids. Gene Ontology annotation, cellular component: nucleus.
AUGGGAGGUCCAGACGAGGGCGUGGCAGAGAGUGUGCAGCACCCCUCCCUCACCAUCCUGGAGGGGGAGGACAAGCCCCCCCACGAUGCCCCCUGCAUCCCCGAGGGGCCCCUUCCAGUGCUUCCUCUCUGCUGCUUCGACAUGCUCCUCACCGAAGACGUGACCUGGCUGCUGAAGGGGGCAGAGCCACACACUCCCUCUGCCCCUGUCCCCUCCCCCAGCCCCGCCCCCGAGGAGCCGGAGCAGUGCCCUGUGAUCGACAGCCAGGGCGUCCCGCUGGCCCCGGGUUCGAGCCUCCCACCCGCACUGCAGGGGCAGGAGGAGUGCUCGCUGGAGCAGGUGCAGACCCUGGUGGUGGGGGAGGUGCUAAAGGACAUCGAGACCGCCUGCAAGCUCCUGAACAUCCCAGCAGACCCCCUGGAGUGGAGCUCGGGGAACGUGCAGAAGUGGGUGCUGUGGACGGAGCACCUGUACCGGCUGCCCCAGGUGGGCGGGUCGUUUCAGGAGCUGAGGGGGAGGGAGAUCUGCGGCCUGACUGAGGCGGAGUUUCGGCAGCGCUCUCCUCAGAGCGGCGACAUCCUCCACGCACACCUGGACAUCUGGAAGUCAGCUGCUUGCAUGAAGGAAAGGUGUUCUCCAGGUGACAGCAAGCUUACAGAAGGGGAGGAGCUGUGGGCGGAGGCUGAUUCGUCCUGCUCAGGGCAGCCCAUCCAUCUGUGGCAGUUCCUGCGUGAACUCCUCCUCAAACCACAUAGCUACGGACGCUGUAUUCGCUGGCUCAACCAGGAGAAAGGCAUCUUCAAAAUUGAGGACUCGGCCCACGUAGCCAGGCUGUGGGGCCUGCGGAAGAAUCGCCCUGCGAUGAAUUACGACAAGCUGAGCCGCUCCAUUCGCCAGUACUACAGGAAGGGCAUCAUCCGCAAGCCUGCGGUGUCCCAGAGACUCGUCUACCAGUUCCUGCACCCUGUGUGA